AUGCGAAGCACCGAUCAUGACAACCUCUGUAAAUUCCACGGUAUCUCCCUGGAUGGGCCAUAUGUCAUGUCCGUUUGGAAAUAUUGCUCUCGGGGAUCGCUAAAGGAUGUCAUCGCGAAAGGCUCACUUCAAAUGGAUUGGUUUUUCAAAUAUUCACUCAUAAGGGACAUUUGUGAGGGCAUCUACCAACUGCAUCAUUCGAGCAUUGGCCCGCAUGGAUGGAUAAGCUCAGCCACUUGCUUGGUCGAUGAACGAUGGCAGGUUAGCAGGAUUUUCGGAUAA
This is a messenger RNA of Ostertagia ostertagi, 282 nucleotides long. The record is from the annotation of a GenBank genome assembly. Lineage: Eukaryota; Metazoa; Nematoda; Chromadorea; Rhabditida; Trichostrongylidae.